AAAAAGCGGAGUUGAUUUGAUACCAGGACACACAAAGAUUAACUAUAAAGCACACACAUUUAAAAAAUAUAUAAAAAGGAUAUUAUUAGUAGGUCAAAAGUAAUUAACUGACAAAUAAAUUGGGAUUGUUCAUUGUAAAAUGCGUGAAAUUGUUCAUCUACAAGUUGGACAAUGUGGUAAUCAAAUUGGAUCUAAGUUUUGGGAAGUGAUUUCUGAUGAACAUGGGAUCGAUCCAACAGGAGCAUAUCAUGGUGAUUCAGAUCUCCAGCUGGAAAGGAUUAACGUUUACUAUAACGAAGCAAUGGGAGGAAAAUACGUUCCACGCGCAAUAUUAGUAGACUUGGAACCAGGAACAAUGGAUAGUGUUCGUGCAGGUCCUUUUGGUCAACUUUUUCGUCCAGAUAACUUUGUAUUUGGACAAAGCGGUGCAGGAAACAACUGGGCUAAAGGUCAUUAUACUGAAGGUGCUGAACUUGUAGAUUCAGUAUUAGAUGUGAUGCGUAAGGAGGCAGAGAACACGGAUUCUCUUCAAGGUUUUCAAUUGACUCAUUCACUUGGUGGUGGAACUGGUUCAGGUUUGGGAACACUGUUGAUUUCUAAAAUUCGUGAAGAGUAUCCUGAUCGAAUAAUGAAUACAUUUUCAGUUGUUCCGUCACCAAAGGUCUCAGAUACUGUUGUCGAGCCAUACAAUGCUACGCUCUCUGUACAUCAACUUGUUGAGAACACUGAUGAAACUUUCUGCAUCGACAACGAAGCGCUCUAUGACAUAUGCUUCAGAACACUCAAGUUAACUAACCCCACUUAUGGAGAUCUAAAUCACUUGGUCAGUGCAACCAUGUCUGGAGUGACCACCUGUCUCAGAUUCCCUGGACAACUGAAUGCUGAUCUACGGAAACUGGCAGUGAAUAUGGUCCCAUUCCCUCGACUGCAUUUCUUCAUGCCAGGAUUCGCUCCAUUGACAAGUCGUGGCAGUCAACAGUAUCGCUCAUUAACUGUGCCUGAACUGACACAACAAAUGUUCGAUGCAAAGAAUAUGAUGGCUGCCUGUGAUCCUCGUCAUGGUCGUUAUUUGACAGUGGCCGCGAUCUUCCGUGGUCGUAUGUCAAUGAAGGAGGUGGAUGAGCAGAUGUUGAAUGUGCAGAAUAAGAAUUCUAGUUACUUUGUUGAGUGGAUUCCGAAUAAUGUGAAGACUGCAGUAUGUGAUAUUCCUCCUCGUGGUUUGAAGAUGUCGGUGACUUUUAUUGGUAAUAGUACGGCUAUUCAAGAGUUGUUUAAACGUGUUUCUGAACAGUUUACCGCAAUGUUCCGUCGUAAAGCGUUUUUACAUUGGUAUACAGGUGAAGGUAUGGAUGAGAUGGAAUUUACUGAGGCUGAAUCAAAUAUGAAUGAUUUGGUAAGUGAAUAUCAACAAUAUCAAGAUGCAACAGUUGACGAUGGAGAAUUUGAUUAGUUCACUUUAUCACAGAAAUUUCCGUGUAUUUAUCUAUCAUUCGAGUAUAUAUGGUGAAAAUUACUGACUGUUAACCUGAAUUAAUUAUCUUGUCGUUUUACACUACUUAUCAGUAGUUAGACGUCUUUAUGAAAAUUAUGUCAUUUAUGUAUAAGUGUGAAUGGGGUUUUCAUUAGACAACCCACAAAUAAAAUUAUCUAUUUUGC
Schistosoma rodhaini is the source of this 1656-nucleotide messenger RNA. The record is from the annotation of a GenBank genome assembly. NCBI's taxonomy places the organism in Eukaryota, Metazoa, Platyhelminthes, Trematoda, Strigeidida, Schistosomatidae.